UUGGAUGUUUGUUGCGGAUGGUCAGAAGAAGCCAAGAAGCUAGUCACAUCAAGCACGAUCCUGCGAUGGAGACAUUCUCUCUAUCUCCAUCUUCCGCAUCUCCGCUGUCAGACGGUCAAACCCUGGCAAUCACAAAGGAACGAUGGGCUUGCGCCGGUUGUUUCAGCACAAGUUUCGUUCCCUCCGUCCAACAGCCGCAUCGCAGCAGCAUCCUGGUCCAGGUGCGUUCUAUUGCCUUCUCAUUUCCACUUCACUUCCAACGGCGACGAUGCAGCCGCCGGCGCGACGUGUCUGCUCCUGUUUAAUGAGGCUUAAUGAAAGGCCUUCCUGGUGCCUGUCUGUCGACGAUUAGUGCUUAUUCCAGGUCUCUCCGCCUCCAUGCACACAAUGCCAUUAUAUAUCUACCCACCAUCCCUGUCCCUUUUCUGCAUGUCUGUUUUCUAUGGCCGGGCAAUUCGUGCUCUUCUCUUUCCUUUCUAUACUUCCUUUUCUGCUCAGGCCUGAGCUUGCUCAGCCGUCCUUUCCUUCCAUUCGUCUCCUCGUCAUUCCUUUACACAAACCCAAGAGUCGCAAGCAGCCGACUCGGCCUGUCCUUUACUUUAUCAACCCCGUUCCCUCCCUUCCCUUCCCUCCCUUUCUUUUCUGCUGCAGGGCCCUGGUGGCACUAAAUGCUCGUCGUAUAUUUACUUGCUUCGUUGCUCGCAGCGAUGUCCGUUGCCGCACAGUCUCAGCCCAAGAGCGUGUUCGCUCACUUUAUCGUGAGUGUGUUUGCUAUCCGUUCAGACUCGCCCCUGUUACGGGACUCUCGCCGACACAGGACUGCUAGGUCGGAAAUGCUGCGUCGAUGACUCCAGAGCAAUGGGCAUCUGAUAUUUCGGAGGCCCAGAAAGCCCACAUUGACGGUUUCGCUUUGAAUAUCGGUCAGCAAGACUCAUAUACCGACGCGGUGCUCGAAAACGCUUACAAUGCGGCCGACGCUGCGGACAACUUUUUCCUCUUCCUGUCUUUCGACUACGCCUCGGGCGGUGCGUGGCCGGCGGACAGGGUCAUCUCCACCAUCAACAAGUUUAAGAAUCGCGCCUCCCAGUUUCUCUACGAUGGAAGGCCGCUGGUCUCCACGUUCGAGGGGCCCGGGAAUGCGGCGGACUGGCCUGGAAUCAAAAGCGCCACGGGAUGCUUUGCCAUGCCCUCGUGGACGAGCCUGGGUCCGUCCGGGAUCUCGUCGGUGUUGAAUGACAUUGACGGUUUCUUCAGCUGGGAUGCCUGGCCCGUCGGGGCGGAGGACAAAACUGUCGCGAGUGACCAGACGUGGAUGAACGCGAUUUCCGGAAAGCCUUACAUGAUGCCUGUGUCUCCCUGGUUCUAUACCAGCCUGCCUCAGUGGAACAAGAAUUGGCUCUGGCGAGGCGAUGAUCUAUGGCAUGACCGCUGGCAACAGGUCAUUGAACUACAGCCUGCCCUUGUCGAAAUAAUCACCUGGAAUGACUACGGAGAAUCGCACUACAUCGGACCCAUCCAUGAUGCGGGAAUCCCCGAGGGAGCCUCACGCUAUGUCUCCAACAGCCCCCACGACGCGUGGAGAAGCCUCCUUCCCUACUACAUCGAUGCCUACAAGUCUGGCAAUACGACCGCCUUAGAUACCACGUCCGACACGAUCACUUACUGGUACAGGCCCAAUCCAACCACCUCCGGCAGCGACGGCGGUACCACCGGUAACAACCCCCAGCAGGGCCAGCAGGCGCUGAACCCCGCACUCCUUUCUCUGGACAAGGUGUUCCUGACCGUGCUGGUCUCCGAGCCGAGUACGAUCACCGUUCAAAUUGGAGAUGCCCUGCCCACAUACCUCCGUGCCGUCACUGCAGGCAUCAACCACUUUUCCGUUCCGUUCCUGGGCCAGACAGGACCCGUGGAGUUCGCGAUCGUGAGGGAUGGCCAAACGGUCGUCAGUGCCACCGGUCCUGAAAUCACUGACCAAUGUGAGAAUGGGCUGAUCAACUGGAAUGCCGUUGUUGGCUCGAGUGAUACUUCGUAGGGAGGGCCGGACCGUUCUCUCGAUAACAUCGCUUCUAGUUCCUUUCUUUUCCUUUUCGCCUUUCGUUUCUUUGUCUGUCUUGCCUUUCUCCUCUUUUAUUAUCCAUGCAGAACGCCGACUCUGUUAGUAAAUAGCUCAAUAAGAUACGGCUAAACAGGCCUUUUGACUCUCAGAAUCUUGGACGUGGAGCUAAGUGACUCUUGACUAAGUGUUGACGGUGCCAAGGAGGGCAGUCGCUGAACUUGUCUGAAUUCACAAUUUCCCCUUUUUUUUUUUUUUUUUUUUCUUUUUUUUUUCUUUUUUCUUUUUCU
This is a messenger RNA of Monascus purpureus, 2343 nucleotides long. The record is from the annotation of a GenBank genome assembly. NCBI's taxonomy places the organism in Eukaryota, Fungi, Ascomycota, Eurotiomycetes, Eurotiales, Aspergillaceae.